Messenger RNA from Colletotrichum karsti, 1065 nucleotides. RefSeq names its product adenosine deaminase. Gene Ontology annotation, molecular function: adenosine deaminase activity. Lineage: Eukaryota; Fungi; Ascomycota; Sordariomycetes; Glomerellales; Glomerellaceae. The record is from RefSeq and is a predicted model, not a curated record. The transcript has 4 exons. Gene Ontology annotation, biological process: inosine biosynthetic process; adenosine catabolic process. Bases 1 to 1065 code for a protein of 354 amino acids.
AUGGCGAAGUCAAAAGCAGCGGCGGACAUGGACUUCAAAGCCCUGCCCAAGAUCGAGCUCCAUGCCCACUUGACAGGCAGCGUAAGCCGCCGCACCCUCCACGACAUCUGGGCCCAGAAGAAGGCGGCGGGCGAGACGGACCUGGAAGACCCCAUCGUCGUCAUGCCGGAGGACAAGCACGACUACAACCUGACAACCUUCUUCCCCCUCUUCUCUUCCUACAUCUACAACCUCAUCACGACCCCGGAAACCCUUCACGCGGCGACAGUCUCCGUCCUGCAGGACUUCCACGCGGACGGCGUGACCUACCUCGAGCUGCGGACCACCCCGCGCUCUCUCCCGUCCCCGACGCCGCAGCCGCCGUCGGUCUACGUCUCGACGAUCCUCUCCGCCAUAGCCGCCUUCGAGGCGGCGCACCCCGGCCCAGGCACCAUGCGCACGCGUCUCAUUCUCUCCGUCGACCGCCGGCACACCCCGGCCCAGGCCCACGAGACGGUCCGCCUGGCGGCCGAGUUCCGCGGGAAGGGCGUCGUGGGGGUGGACCUCUGCGGCGACCCCUCGGCGCGGUGCCACGGCGGCGAAGGGGAGACCAUCUCCAUCUUCCGGGAGGCGUUCGCGGAGGCGAGGGAGCUCGGGCUGGGGAUCACGAUUCACUUCGGCGAGGCGGAGUGUUCGGGGCACCCCGGGGAGCUCGCGGAGAUCUUGUCGUGGGGGCCGGGGAGGCUGGGGCACGUCAUUCACCUCGGGGAGGAGGUGAAGCGGGAGAUCACGGCGAGGGGGAUCGGGCUGGAGCUGUGUCUUAGCUGCAAUGUCCACGCGGGCAUGGUCACGGGAGGGUUCGAAGGGCAUCACUUUGGGGAGUGGUGGGGCGUCGAGGGGAGUUUGAUUUCGUUGGGUACGGACGACGUGGGCGUCUUUGGGAGCCCGUUGUCCAAUGAGUACAGGUUGGUCGCCGAGCACUUCGACCUCUCCCGGGAUGACAUCUGCGCGCUUGCUCGCCGGGGUAUUGACUCCAUAUUUGGCGGCGAGGCCGAGAAAGAACGUCUCCGGCAGGUGAUGUGGUGA